AUGGAAAAACUGCUUGUCUGCCUGUUGGUUAUUGGAAUGGCAGUGAAGGCCCAGAUCUGUCCGAAGCGCUGUGUCUGUCAGAUACUAUCUCCCAACCUCGCCACACUUUGUGCCAAAAAAGGGCUGCUAUUUGUCCCGCCCAACAUCGACCGGCAUACGGUGGAGCUACGGCUAGCUGACAACUUUGUUACCAAUGUCAAAAGGAAAGACUUUGCCAACAUGACCAGACUGGUGGACCUUACCCUUUCGAGGAAUACUAUAAGUUAUAUAACACCCUAUGCGUUUGCAGACCUUGAGAACCUACGAGCAUUGCACCUCAACAGCAACCGCUUGACGCGGAUAGGCAAUGACACGUUUAGCGGCAUGUCCAAGUUACACCACUUGAUCCUGAACAACAACCAACUCACUCAGAUCCAUCAGGGAGCCUUCAAUGACCUGCUAGCCCUGGAGGAGCUGGAUUUGUCAUACAACAACCUGGAGACAAUUCCUUGGGAGGCCAUCCAGAAGAUGACCAGCCUCCACACUCUCAGCUUGGAUCACAAUAUGAUUGACUACAUUCCCGAAGGGACUUUCUCCCUCCUGCAGAAACUCAACCGUUUGGAUGUCACCUCCAACAAGCUCCAGAAGCUUCCACCAGACCCUCUUUUCCAGCGGGCUCAGGUGCUAGCCACUUCAGGUGUAUUGAACCCAUCCUCCUUUGCGCUUAGCUUUGGCGGGAACCCUCUGCACUGCAACUGUGAGCUGCUUUGGCUGCGGCGACUGAACCGAGAGGAUGACCUGGAGACUUGCGCCACACCUUCGCAGCUCUCUGGACGCUAUUUCUGGUCAAUCCCCGAGGAGGAAUUUCUCUGUGAGCCUCCCCUUAUCACUCGCCACUCUCAUGAGAUGAGGGUUCUGGAGGGACAACGGGUAGCUCUGAGGUGUAAAGCUAGAGGAGAUCCUGAGCCUGCCAUUCACUGGAUAUCCCCUGAAGGAAAGCUGGUGUCCAACUCGUCUCGUACGUUGGUUUACAACAACGGAACUCUAGACAUCCUGAUCAGCACAGUGAAGGAUACCGGAUCGUUCACGUGUAUCUCUUCCAACCCAGCUGGAGAAGCCCAUCAAACCGUGGAGCUGUUGAUCAUCAAGCUCCCCCACAUCUCAAACAGCACCAACAACAUUCAGGAGCCCGAUCCAGGCUCCUCGGAUAUAUCCACCUCUACAAGGGCUGGGGCCAAUGGCAGCAACCACACUGGAGAAACCAAGACCAGCCCUGACAAAAGGGUGGUGAUAGCUGAGGCCACUUCCUCUACUGCACUUAUCAAAUUCAACUUUCAAAGGAAUAUUCCUGGGAUACGCAUGUUUCAGAUACAGUACAACGGCACAUACGAUGACUCUCUUGUUUACAGAAUGAUUCCCCCGACAAGCAAAAGCUUCUUGGUGAAUAACUUGGCGGCCGGGACUCAGUACGACCUGUGUGUUUUAGCCAUCUACGACGACGUCAUCACGUCGCUGACGGCUACGCGGGUGGUGGGUUGUGUUCAGUUCACCACGGAAUCAGAGUACCUCCGCUGUCAUUUCAUGCAGAAUCAGCUUCUGGGCGGCACGAUGAUCAUCAUCAUUGGCGGCAUCAUCGUGGCCUCCGUUCUCGUCUUCAUCGUCAUCCUCAUGAUUCGGUACAAGGUUUGCAACAGCAACGACUCCGCCAAGGGCACCAUGGUUACCAACAUGCACUCUCAGACCAACGGGGCGCAGUCGCAGGGCUGUUCAGUCACGCCCUCCGUGUCCAAACAGGGCGGGUUGGGGUCAGAGGCGGGGGAGGGGGAUCAGAAGAGUGGCGCUCACCCGGCGGACACUCUGACGCACUCGUCCGAGACCUCCCUUCCGGAUUGUUCCACCGCUACCUCGCUGGUGAGCCAGAGUUGGACCACGCCCGGCUCAUCCGGGUCUUACAAGCCAAAGCGCAAGCCCGCGCCAAAACCUGCCACCGCCCCUUCUGCCACGCCCACCCCAGAACCCCAGAAGGUGGAGGUACUGCCCAAUGCAGAGACACAAAACACCAACCGCAACAACUCCACCUCUCUGCAGCAGCCCCCUGCACUGCCCGCCCCUCCGCUCCCCACCCGCUUCAAAGACACACCCGUCUUGAGGAGGGCACACCCCAGACCCUCCUCCUCCAAGUACCUGACGCUCCCUGUUGAAGGGGUGAAAUCAAAGCGGAGGUAUUCUCUGAACGAGGAACUAUCUAAACAUCACUGUUACAUAGGCUCACAGAAGUUUGGGAACAUGCGUUCUAAGCGGAGUCUAUCCAUGAAUGGAAUGCUACUCCAAAACGAAAACUCGGAUAUAGACAGCGGAAAAUCUACAUUUUCCAGUUCAGAGUGGAUUCUAGAAAGCACGGUGUGA
Molecule: messenger RNA, 2385 nt
Organism: Chanos chanos (milkfish)
Lineage: Eukaryota; Metazoa; Chordata; Actinopteri; Gonorynchiformes; Chanidae
Gene: lrfn5a
Product: leucine rich repeat and fibronectin type III domain containing 5a
Exons: 2
Coding region: 1-2385 (794 amino acids)
Molecular function (GO): protein binding
Source: RefSeq, a predicted model, not a curated record